This is a messenger RNA of Cyprinus carpio (common carp), 1773 nucleotides long. Its product is annotated as E3 ubiquitin-protein ligase RNF4. Lineage: Eukaryota; Metazoa; Chordata; Actinopteri; Cypriniformes; Cyprinidae. Gene Ontology annotation, biological process: positive regulation of transcription by RNA polymerase II. The record is from RefSeq and is a predicted model, not a curated record. Gene Ontology annotation, molecular function: zinc ion binding; transcription factor binding.
GCGCUGUGUUCAGAAUAGUGUGUCUUAUUCUACUGUAUUUGCGCUGUGGCUCUGAGAGGCUGACUGUUGGACACUUGUACAGUCUAUGGUUGGACAGUGCUGACUCUGAUUAUUAUAAGUAUAGAGGAAUUGUAUGGUGGCUAAGUAAUAUUUGAAGGCAUAUUGGUGGCUUCUCGGUGAUCAACACAAGUCAACAUGAGUACUGCUACACAGAGGAAAAGACGAACAUCAUCUGCUACAUGUUCCCGCCGUGGAAACAGCAAGAGGAACCGGACCCAGAUGUCUCAAACAGCGAUGGAGACCAUUGAUGUGCUGGAAAGUGACCGAACUCGCAGUGAAGAUGUGGUUGAUUUAACAUGUGAAGGCUCUGAACCUGCGGUUGUUGACCUCACCAAUAAUGAUUCUAUUGUGGUUGUGGAAGAUGGUUUGCAAAGCAGACGCGGACAGGGCACAGAGAGUUAUGUACUGAGCAGUGAUGAAGAGGAAGAGUCCAGUCUUAGACUCAGCCCAGGCUUACUCUCCUCUCUGCAAGCCAGCUCGAGGGCCAGGUCUACGCCAGGUGCUGUUAGCUGUCCUGUUUGCAUGGAUGCUUAUUCAGAGAUCAUUGACAGUGGUCGGCUCAUGGUCUCCACAAAGUGCGGCCACCUUUUCUGCAGUCAGUGCAUCCGCGACUCUCUCAGCAGAGCUCACAGCUGCCCUACAUGUAGAAAGAAACUCACACACAAACAGUAUCACCCAAUAUAUAUCUAAUAGGAAAAACUUCUCACAAAGUGGCAGUACACUCUCAUGAAACAAUUUGACCGCUCCAUAUUUUCACUGGCUGUUUCAUAUUUCACACAUCAGUGAUAUUUGGCAUUAUUUUAACUUGCGGGAUUCUGUUGGAACUAAAGGGGCACUUGGUCCAGGAUUAAGCAUUUUUUAAAUUGUGAAUGUAUAAAUAUAUACACACUGUUUGAAGUGAAGGAGUUUUGGGAAUAUGAGUAGCCUGGGUUUAAAGUCUUUGCUGCUAUAUUAGUAUUUUUAUUUUAUUUUUGUCAACUGUCCAGCUUGUAGUAUUGAAUAAUGUCAUUAGGGUCCAGUUCAAAUUAAAAAAUUAAUGACGAACUGUCACAAGUAGGAUCUUGUAAUGUUUAGUUUAGUCUUGAACAAAAUAGGUCCCUACUGUGAUGGUCUCUAUUCUUGUUUAGUGAAAUGUGUGAGCCUGUUAUGAUAGUUUGGGGUGCAUUGCCUUCAUCUGGUGGACAACUUUUAGGUCGCCCUCCCCUUGUACCUGCUCUUAUUUGUUUGAAUAGCCUUAGUACCAGCCUUGUUAGCUUUAACUGUCGCUCAAAGUUAACUUGUUUUCAUUCAUUGUCUGUUUAUUUGAAUGGAAUCAAUAUUAAGAUUCUUAUUUUGUCAUUAAGCAAAUUGUUGCACUAGUUUUUGAGGAAACAAUGGAUGCUGACUAUGUAAAUGCGCUUUUGUCUCAGAAGCACUUUUAAAGACCUCUUCAACUGAUCUUUUGGUCAGAGAAGUGAAUGGUAAAUACUUCUUGACUGAUUAGCAGAGGGUGACUGGAGGACUAAAGCUAACAAGGCUUGUUUGCCAACUAUACAUGUUAAAUGUUAAUAUUUGUAUAUACUUUAAUGUAUAAAGGACCUGUAAGUUAAAAGACCAUAACCUUUAUUUCAAUAAACAUUUGGAUCACUGAUUGAUUACUUUAUUUCAUGGGAUUUAAGAUGUUUUGAAAAGUACUGAAUUUCCUAAUAAACUGUGCAGAGAGACUUCAUCAAA